Molecule: messenger RNA, 2398 nt
Organism: Hyla sarda
Lineage: Eukaryota; Metazoa; Chordata; Amphibia; Anura; Hylidae
Gene: SLC39A12
Product: solute carrier family 39 member 12
Exons: 12
Coding region: 80-2218 (712 amino acids)
Biological process (GO): intracellular zinc ion homeostasis; zinc ion import across plasma membrane
Cellular component (GO): membrane
Molecular function (GO): zinc ion transmembrane transporter activity
Source: RefSeq, a predicted model, not a curated record
UUUUAAAGUCUUCAUACCGCACUGCUAGCACUGGGAUUCUAUAUGCUGUGGAUGUUUAAUUUCCAACAUAGGAGUCAUCAUGUGGAGGAAGCAUCCUUUCUGCAUUAUAGCAUUUUUCUUCUUAUUUUAUCUACUCUACAUGGAAGCACAUGCUGAAUCCCGCCAUGAGGAAACCAACCAGACCUACAGCUCCAGAGGACUUCUGCAGACUCUUCACACUUUUUUGCCUGGGAAUGAAACAGAUCUUCGCAGGAACAGCUCAAAAGAGAUUUUAACAUUGUUGUUAGAGAAGGUGGAAUGUCCAAGCAAUUUAAAUGGAAGACAGCAAAGUUGUGAUCGGUGCCUUCAAGCUGAUACUCUUCUGUCCAUGGCUGGUAAGGGAAUCGGGAGUAAAUUGGAUGAUGAUACAAUGCAAAAGAUAUCAGUCAUACUACUGUUUUAUAUAUUAAACAAAAAGGACUUCUGCUCCUCAUCGUCCGAUGUGUUGAACAUGGACUAUUUAUUCUAUCGCAACAGUAUACUCAACCUAAGGAAAGAGGAAGACUGCCAUUAUUUGUCUAGCAAUGAAUUAGAGGACAUUCUACAGGAAACAAUGCGCUAUUUCCAGAUAUCUAAUGGACAAGGGUGUUCAGAUGUAGAUUCUCUGGAGAAGGACUUUGGGGUUCUGCACAGUAUUGAUGAAAUGAGUCUCCCCAGACUGUCUGAAGUGAUUCUCACGGCUUCCAUACAACACAUCUGCGUCAGAAGAGACACCUUACCCAGUGUGGACUUCUUUACCGAUUCCAUCUUCAAAUCCUUAAAUAAAACUAAUGAGCUGUAUGCUACAGAAAUAGAUGAACUUAUAGGAAGAUUGAAAUCAGCAAUGACCUGUAUCAAGACCGACCAUAACCACAGAAGGAAGCUGCGAAGUCUCGUAAUCCCAGGAACAAGCCAUGAACCAUUACCUGCUCCAGCGGUGGAAACUAAUGAAGAGCCUAAGGGAAGACAUAAUGAUGUUCCUGAGAGCCAGGGCCAUGCGGCAGGAUGGAGUAUGAGUCAUCGUUGCUUUUCUUCUUAUGAACUUGUGAAAAUUGUUCUACAAAAUAGCCGAUCUCCAGUUUCCUUGGAACAAUUUAAACAAAUUAGUCCGGCAAUAAUUCAUCAGCUUCUUUCUUGCACGUGCCCAGUGGAGGACUUUACAAGUACACAGCUUCCCCCUCCCACCACUCUUGAAAGGUAUGGAUACAGCACGAUUGCAGUUUUGCUUCUUACAAUCGGAUCCAUGUUCGGAGCGACUCUCAUAAUCUUCAGUUCUUGUGAGGAGAGCUAUAAACUCAUCUUACAGCUGUUUGUCGGACUGGCUGUAGGGACUCUCUCCGGAGAUGCCUUGCUGCACCUGAUCCCUCAGGUUUUGGGUAUUCAUGAAAAUAUUUCCCAUGAACAUCACGGACAAGAUGGGGAACUUUACUUAGAGGAGAAGCAAUAUUUGUGGAAAAUAUUGGCAAUGAUCGGAGGCAUCCAUGGGUUCUUCCUCAUCAACAAAAUUUCCUUCCUCAUUAUUUCGUCUACGAGACAGGGUCUGUCCCUAGUGAAUGGCCACCUGUCACAUUCCCACGACCUCCCACUGGAUUCCCAUUUGAAUGACCAGUCAAGGAAAGCCAAAUCUACAUCUACUAUUCAGCUGAGGAGCCCAGAAGACUGUGAACCUACAGAGGGCGCUAUAGCAGAUAUUGCUCCAGUCAACCUCAGAGUUCGAAAGAAACAUAACGGGAUAACCUUGCUAGCAAUAAUGAUCUUGGUUGGAGACAGUCUGCAUAACUUUGCCGAUGGCAUGGUGAUAGGAUCAGCAUUUUCAUCUUCAACUGAAACGGGCGUAGCGACAACUAUUGCUAUUCUAUGUCAUGAAAUCCCCCAUGAAAUGGGGGAUUUUGCGGUGUUACUGAAUACAGGACUUACAGCUAAAAUCGCCUUCCUCAUGAACUUCAUCAGUGCACUGACAGCCUUUGCGGGGCUGUACAUCGGCCUGUCAGUGUCAGCCAACCCAGAUGUACAGAUCUGGAUAUUUGCGAUCACUGCGGGGAUGUUCCUAUAUCUGUCACUAGUAGAAAUGUUACCUGAAAUGACUCAUAUUCAGACACAGAGACCUUGGCUGAUGUUUUUCCUGCAAAAUUUAGGACUGCUCCUGGGAUGGCUGUGCCUAUUACUACUAGCGAUAUAUGAACAUAAAAUUAAACUAUAACAUUACUGUCAGUAUUUUACUAUACUUGAUAUCUUUUCAUCCUGACUUUGUAGUGAGAUGUUCUGCAUACUGUAUGUGUUUAAGAAAAAGUCUGCUCUAUAAUGUUUAGUAUAUCUCCAGAUCUAUUGUCAUUAUUGUUUUCUUUCAAUAGAAAAUACAUGGAUUAAAUGGAUAAGUUAU